AUGCUGAGUGGGCUGGUGUACCAAACGGCCGGCACGCUGGUCUCUUACCUCCGGUACCCGACGGUGGUGGACGUACUCAUCGAGAGCACGCAGACGCUGCGCUUCCCCGGCAUCUCCGUCUGCCUCACCAACUGGAUUGACAAAGACAAGCUGUGCUACCGCUAUCCACGGUUCUGCAACAUUACCAAAGACAAGUUUCCUGAUCUGCGGCGCGUGCUGGACGAAGACGGGAACCUGGGAGAGAUCGCCCUGAGACCCGCAGAGAUCCUCCAGACGACCAUCGAGGACCCCUCACUCUACUACUACAAGUUCAUUCUCGAGGACACGCAGAUCAAGCAGACCUACUCACGACUGCCCAAAUACAUGUGCUACACGCUGAACUGGAGAGGGAACGCUGACAUGGUCUCCUUUCACGAGUUUCCGCCGUUGUUCGACUUCAGCCUGUUCAUCACGUGGAAGAUCAAGCGCCUGGUGCCCCUGGAUCGGUACAUGGCGGACCUGGGCUUCCACCACGUGGACAACCUGGACGCCGGCGCCAAGCCCACCGCACUGCUCGAGCCCAAUGGAAACUACGAGUACAGCAUAGAGCAGAGAGGCAACGUGGCACUUCCAGCUCCAUACGACACCAAGUGCGUGGACUACAGAAGCUUCGGCAAGCAUCGCUUUUACGACGCCUACAUGACCCAGGCACUCUGCAUGGAAGAGUGCCGGACGAACGUGACGUUCGACCAGUGUGGCUGCAUCAUGAAGUCUUAUCCCUUCAGAAACAGACUGGACAAGGUCAUGUGCGACGACAAACUGACAUGUGCGUUUUCCAUAUGCUUCUUCUCGAAUGUACCCCUUAACGACAGACCCAAACAUUGAGAAGAGGCACAGCAGAAGCCGCUAGCGCCUGAGGU
Messenger RNA from Ixodes scapularis (black-legged tick), 899 nucleotides. RefSeq lists its product as uncharacterized. The record is from RefSeq and is a predicted model, not a curated record. Lineage: Eukaryota; Metazoa; Arthropoda; Arachnida; Ixodida; Ixodidae. Gene Ontology annotation, cellular component: membrane. Gene Ontology annotation, molecular function: ligand-gated sodium channel activity. Gene Ontology annotation, biological process: sodium ion transmembrane transport. The coding region runs from base 1 to 864 and encodes 287 amino acids. The transcript is spliced from 7 exons.